Messenger RNA from Magnolia sinica, 980 nucleotides. RefSeq lists its product as uncharacterized. The record is from RefSeq and is a predicted model, not a curated record. The transcript has 2 exons. Bases 236 to 805 code for a protein of 189 amino acids. NCBI's taxonomy places the organism in Eukaryota, Viridiplantae, Streptophyta, Magnoliopsida, Magnoliales, Magnoliaceae.
CCUUAAAUCCAAACCCCACCUCCUGCCUUCCUUCAGUCUCUCCUUCCUGGCCCCCAGCCAAUCUUUAGCCCUUCACUUUCCAUCGUAUUUACGGCUCUGUCCCUCUGGUUAUGCGAGCUACUGCCAAGCACGGGGAUCCUGAGAGCCUCAGCUCCACGCCCGCUCUCGGUUUCCCCCGCCACCGCUUCUUCCGGUAUCGGAGAUUGAGGAAUUUAUCAUUCUACCCCUAAAUACCAUGCCGACCUCCUCUUCGAGAACAGCCCGGCGCGGGCAGGAUGAGAGGGGAAAAAUCGGAAAGCUGGCCGAGAAAUCAAAGUCGUUCCACGGCCGGAUCCCGGCGGCGCCACCAGGCACGCUCCGGAGGCCGAGGACCGUUCCGGACCUGUUAUCCGGCCGGAUCCCGGAGUCUCCGCCCGCUGGAGGGAGCGCAACCGAGGGGUUUGUUCCCCUGCGACUGACGAAGCUGCUGCUGAACGUGACCGUGCAAAGGAGCCUGGGGGCCGUGCAGGUGGUGAUGUCGCCGGAUUCGACGGUGGGGGAGCUCGUGAGGGAGGCCGUACGUGUGUACGGACGGGAGGGGAGGAGGCCACUGCUGCCUACAACCGACCCGGCCGGUUUCGGCCUCCAUUACUCGCAAUUCAGCUUAGAAAGUUUGGAUCCAAAGGAGAAACUGAUAGGGCUAGGAUCUAGAAAUUUCUUCCUCUGUCCGAAACCGGUCUCAACUGUGACUUCGUGCUCGAGCGAGGCCGAAAAGGCUUCCAAGACGGGAUUUCCAUGGCUCAAGUUCAUGGAUUUCUUUCCAUGAACUUUCUUCUUCCCUUUUUGUACCUUUUUUUUCUCUCCGUUUUUCAUUGGCUGUAUAUUAGAAACGCAAAUAUAGUUUUUUUACGGAAAGAUUGUAUAACAGUUACUGGAAUUGUAGAUGCAACUGUUUGUACGAUAAUAUAGAAAUGAAAUUGCUUCAGACUCGCCUUAUUAGA